This is a messenger RNA of Cyphomyrmex costatus, 1754 nucleotides long. RefSeq names its product PRKC apoptosis WT1 regulator protein. Lineage: Eukaryota; Metazoa; Arthropoda; Insecta; Hymenoptera; Formicidae. The record is from RefSeq and is a predicted model, not a curated record. The transcript is spliced from 8 exons. Bases 644 to 1552 code for a protein of 302 amino acids. Gene Ontology annotation, biological process: apoptotic process; positive regulation of apoptotic process. Gene Ontology annotation, cellular component: cytoplasm.
UAGUGCACUGAAUACAAGCAAAGAGAGCAUCAUAGCAGUUACUACUACUUACUUGCGGUGUUGCGGUCAUCAGUGCUUCUCGCUAGCAACUCAACGAGCCCCACGGUCGACGGUGAAUCACAGCCGGACGGUGAACGGUGAAUAUCGUUGUCGAGACAGCUUCUUUGGUUUCAAUUUACUUGCCACGGACACGACGAUCGAUACGCCGAACUCGCGGCCACGCUCCAGCUAUGCGCCUGUUCCGGCCAAUGUUUAUGGUCGUUGUUCACGUCGGCUGACAGCUGUCAAUCCCUUGUUCGAGUCAUCAGUGAGUCAUCGAAUCGGCAGCCGAGGACCACCUCAGGUGAUCCCUCGAUUAUCUCGGUUACGGAUUUCACUACCUGCGCACGUUGUGUCUUCCUGUUCUUUUUAUUCUUUCUUUCUUUUUUCUUUUUUUUUUUGCGUUUUUUCGUUUCUCUCCUCGUAAUUUCGUUUUUCAAAGAUGCUGUCCUCUCGACUUCUUCUCCUCUCCCUUUUUCUCAGACGAGAAUCCCACGAGACAGUAGCAUAGAUUGAGUGCUAUUAAACUUCACGGACACCCGCACGGAACGAGACCAAGCCCUCCCGCAGAUACCGCGCACGUCGCAACCUACCCUUUGUUCAGAUGUCCAGGUAUUUUUUCGAUAUCACCGGCAUGGCGUCUAGUUCCGUCAGCCAGGAAGACUUCGACAACGAUUUUGAGUUGACGUCCAGAAGAUCUAGGAUCAGGACUGCUAGGGCCAGGGUGGGCCCGGCGAGGACAGGAGAUGCGUCUUCCAUAAGCUUUCAAAAAAAUACACCUGAUGUGGAGGAAUCACAAGGCGCUUACGAUACAAACCCCGUGCUUCUGCCCGAACAUGAAAACCCACAAAGCAAACUCAUAAUAAGGAAACAGGAUAAACGUGUGACCGGCCGUGUCUUUAGUGUCGUAUCCUGUUUGCACAGGCCAACGCAUAUAAACAAGGGGAAGCAGCAACGUGAUCGACGGAAACUGCGAGAAAAACGGCGUAGCACAGGGGUCGUACAUUUACCGUCGACAGAGAGCACUGGAGGUAGUACGGGGGAAGACGAGGAGGAGCUUAGCGGCACUUGCCUUGAAACUAAGCACAACACGCAUCACAAUGAAUUUCUUGAUCACGAAUUAAUAGAAGAGCGGAAUGCCAGAAUAUAUACACAAAGGCGAAACAAAAGUCAUUCUGAUUUGGAGGCCGACGAUGAAGAGUUCGAUUCUCUUAAUCAAUCCGACAGCAUUAAUCAAUCGGAUCAUGGCAAUCAUGAACCACAGACGUCUGUCAAUACGACUGUUAGACCGCGAUUACCAACGCCAACAGGCGACAACCCGCACGAAUUGAUUGAACGAGCGCAAGAGGAAAACAGAAGGCUGCUGUCUCUUCUGGAAGAUCGGGACCAUAAAAUAAUGGCGCUCGAGGCUCGUCUUUUAAAGCAACAGCAUGAGUUGACUCUAGAACGAGAUCGACUUCGCGAGGAAAAUGCUACGUUGAUUCGCGCAAUGGCAGCAUUAGCCAGUAACUAAUCCUCUUCGUAGUAAAGAUCACGCCUUUUUGGCUCUUUGCUCUUUACGAUAAUCGCCGAGCUGCAGGAUGAGCCAUAAGUCGCGCACCUUGCUGAUCCCUUUAUUAUUAUUCCUAGUUAUUUUUGUUUUAUUUGCAAAAACGAUUUUCUUAUCCUACGGAAAUUUAAUUUUUGCAUCGUAUCCCAAUUCUUGAUUGUUAGCA